ACCAACAUUCCACAUACCUAAACACAUAUAAUAAUCAUGUCGAACAGACCAGUACUUGAAGAAAUCGAUGACGAUGACAUCGACAUGGACAUGGACAUUGCCAAGUUUGAUCCAAACUUGAGAACGCCAAUAGCGCCUAUACAAGGGAAUGCAUUUCCUCCCAAAACCACCACUCCUCCAGCUAAGCCUGGACAUGGCCAGUCGGUAGAUCCUUCUGCCAUCGUAGACCCAAAUAAAUUCACCGAGGAAGAGCGUAACCACUUGAAGUCGUUCCAGAUUAUCUACCCAUGUUACUUUGAUAAGAAUAGAAGCCAUCGUGAAGGUAGAAGAGUAUCUUCCAACAAGGCGGUGGCCAACCCAUUAGCCAAGACGAUAUCAGAUGCGUGUCGUCAUCUUUUCCUCCACUGUAUGUUGGAGUUGGAUAAGACACACCCUCAAGACUUUGGUAAUCCUGGCCGUGUACGUGUAUGGUUGAAAGAAGAUGGUGAACCACAAGAUCAACGAUUCAAAACCAAACGUGAACUUCUUAAUGUGAUUGCAGACUAUUUGACUGCUCAUCCUACCACCUUAGAGAGCGUGGGACCUAACUCCGGUGUACCAUUGCCCAGAGAAUACGAGGUUGGAUAUGAACCUCUGUAUGUGCCCAAGGUUAAGGGUUACCGUAUGAAUACCGUGGUACCAGUACAUUCUCCACUCACGGUGAAACAUCCAAUGACUAAGGCCAUUUACGAUCCAGAACCUGAACCAUUGCCACAAAUCAAGCCUAACGCUCCUGCAUCGGCUAAACAAAUGAAGAAGAAGGUAAUGAAAAUCAGGGGUUAAUAUUUACGACAACAAAUAGUAUAUAUGUAUGUAUAUAUCAAUAAAAGGUUAACAACAAAAGAAAU
[Candida] anglica is the source of this 887-nucleotide messenger RNA. NCBI's taxonomy places the organism in Eukaryota, Fungi, Ascomycota, Pichiomycetes, Serinales, Debaryomycetaceae. The record is from the annotation of a GenBank genome assembly.